Molecule: messenger RNA, 1263 nt
Organism: Suillus subalutaceus
Lineage: Eukaryota; Fungi; Basidiomycota; Agaricomycetes; Boletales; Suillaceae
Exons: 3
Coding region: 1-939 (312 amino acids)
Source: RefSeq, a predicted model, not a curated record
AUGGAACACACCAGAACUGUUGUAUCUGGCUUAAGUGCGCUCCACCUUUUCCAACCCAAAUCCAGUGCAUUGAGGCUGCAAGACUUGGACGUAUAUGCAACUGAAGAGUUCAGUGAGAAGGUGUUGAAUCACUUCAAAGACGACAAAGAAUAUACAGUAACUAACACUGUCAAGUGGAGGAGAGAUUAUGAUGGCUCAGCCAUAUCCAGAGUACAUAAACUCGAGAAAGAUGACAAAAUGGUGGACGUCAUCAUCACUGACUGGAUAAGUGCAAUUAUCCCCAUCCUCCAGUAUCAUUCUACGGUGGUCAUGAACUACAUGACUGCUCGUACUUUCGUAUCCCUCUACCCCAAAUGGACGAAGGAAAACAAGAGCUUGGUGAACUCUGCGGUAUACAUGGGAGAAAAAAGUAACCUGCAAACAGUGUUAGCCAUCAUGAAGGCUCUAUCAUCGCAGUAUUCCUCCACGCGCCGGUGCCGCCGUGCUCUUGCCCCCUCACGUCUACGUGCACUCCUCGUUGGUCCUUCCUCGCUCUUCCAUCGCUUUCGAUCCAACACACAUGAGACAACACAACUCCAACAACGCCCGACACAAGGGUUUAUCUCACAACACCGACCCCAUGUCAUAGAAGUCGCGGCUCUACGUGAUAAAAGGGCAUGGUCCCCUCCUUCACCACUCUUUUACACUUUAAUCUAUCACAUGGCCAAAAGUCAGCAACAAGCUCAAAGUCACUCUCAAGCAUCGUCGUUGCAUCCUCCGGUCACUGCUGCCCCUGCAAUAUCCACGAUGCUCACAACCACUGCCACCGCCGCUACUUCCAUGCCUGCAACUGACAGGCCUUCUCAUCGUGCGGUAGUCGUCGACAACCCCAAUGGUGGAUUCGCCUCAUACUCUACAUUUGCUGCACUUCCCUUAACUAUACUGGCGACCAUCACUUGAUGAGGAGUCAGCUGUUCGUCAUCCAGGCAGCAUACUGGCGGUCCUCGUUCAUGUUCUAAUUGGUUUGGUUGUAAUUGACUUGUGUAUCCUCUUUUCCCGAUCGUCUUCUGAAUUGUGUUCACCCGGCUUGGUAUCUAGUCUCAUGGACUCGACCUAAUAACACCGACUGUCUGGCUACUUGAUAAAAUGCAGUUUCGCCAGCGCUAUCGUGUCAUCAAAUUCCGCAAACCUUAUGACUUUGAGCAGUACAGGAAGAAGCUGCAUUAAUGCUGUGACUAUUGGCAAUAUAUUCUGAUUGAUGUCUAUAUAAUUGGACAUGUUUUC